AUAUUAUUAUGCUUCAUCAUCUCUCAAAAUAGAGAUUCACUCUCAACAAAGCCGCCAAUUUAGAUUCAAUCAAAGUGUUUAUUAAAGACCUUAAAGAUAUAACAUCAAUUGUUCCUUGCAAAUUGGAUGAAACUGAGGUUUAGCUCUCUCUAUAAAUUCAUGCUUUAGAUAAAAGUUGGAAAAUUGUAAGAACUUUAAUAAUAGCAUUAGAAUUCAAAAUAUUUGGCAAAAGAGUAUAAAUUUGAUACUUUCAAAUAAGCAUUUGUAUUCAUGAAUACAAUUUCACAUAUGGCUGAUGAGAUGAAUCGUAAUUAUUAAUUUUUAUUUAGAUUACCCUAAAUGGAUUAAUGUUUAUAAUAGACUAAAUGUAGAAAUAACUACUCAAGAUGUAAGUGGUAUUUCAAUUAAAGAUGUGAUCUUGGCACACUUAAUGGAAUCUGUAUUUAAAGAUGUUAAAGAAUCAAAUUAAGAAAACAUCGGUGAAAUUAUUAAGGUGUCACCUAAUUAAUUGUUACAAAUUUGGAAUACAAAUUACUCAUAAUAUUAGGAGAUUUUGAAAAAAAAUGUUCAUAAUCUCUGA
This is a messenger RNA of Paramecium sonneborni, 580 nucleotides long. Lineage: Eukaryota; Ciliophora; Oligohymenophorea; Peniculida; Parameciidae. The record is from the annotation of a GenBank genome assembly.